AUGGUGCAGCGACUCAUGUAUCGAAAGCUGCAUAGCUAUACCAUCAAAUCCAACCAAGACAAGGUUGUUAAAACCACCGGGGUAGAUUGGUGUGCCAAGGUACUAAGAAGGGAGCCAGUGGUCUCAAGUGUGAUCCAAGGGAUUCCUCACUCGAGACCUACUGAAUAUAAGAGGCCUAGAUUGUCCAGGAACUGUAGGACUGUGAAUCGUGCCUAUGGUGGCGUAUUGUCUGGAGGUGCUGCGAGGGAGAGGAUCAUUCGAGAUUUUUUUAUGAGGAGCAAAAAAUUGUUGAAAAAAUUAUUCAAAAUUCAAAAAUUUGCGCAUGAGGUUUCGAGCCAAUCAAUCAACCGAUUCAGACAUAUUGAUAUCAUCAAUAUAGAUCAGGACAUGAUGAAGUAUGUGCUGGAGGAUCUUGAUCAUUGCCUUUUGAAAUAUGGAUGGGGCCACUUUGAGCCCCAUUUUCCUAUUUGGUUGGAGUCUAUAAAGGAUUCUACGUGGGUACCUCAAAAGAUUGAGAGGGCUAUGAGGGAUUUUCUUUGGUCAGAUGUAGGGGAGAGGAUAGAUCAGUCGGUUGAGUGGGAAGUGAUGUGUAGGCCAAAGGAAGGAGGGUUGGGUCUUGUUAAUUUGGUGUCUAAAAACAUUGCUCUUUUUGGCUAA
Molecule: messenger RNA, 657 nt
Organism: Malania oleifera
Lineage: Eukaryota; Viridiplantae; Streptophyta; Magnoliopsida; Santalales; Ximeniaceae
Product: large ribosomal subunit protein eL34-like
Exons: 4
Coding region: 1-657 (218 amino acids)
Biological process (GO): ribosome biogenesis; translation
Cellular component (GO): cytosolic large ribosomal subunit; ribosome
Molecular function (GO): structural constituent of ribosome
Source: RefSeq, a predicted model, not a curated record